Molecule: messenger RNA, 3051 nt
Organism: Myotis myotis
Lineage: Eukaryota; Metazoa; Chordata; Mammalia; Chiroptera; Vespertilionidae
Gene: PIANP
Product: PILR alpha associated neural protein
Exons: 6
Coding region: 156-1085 (309 amino acids)
Biological process (GO): regulation of immune response
Cellular component (GO): membrane
Source: RefSeq, a predicted model, not a curated record
UAAUCGGGUUGCUGUGAGGCAAUGCAUUGUAGCAGGGCCAGAGUGGAACCGGGGAUCCAGUCACUGGGAGAAUCCAAGGCUGGCGCGAGGUCUUCAUUGCCCCCGCUGCCCCGGCCCCCACUCCGCACUCUUCGCCAGGGGUGAAAUAGUUGGAGAUGCCGAAUCGAAGAAAUGCACUAAGUAAAAGCCGAAAAUCUGGGUCACAGCUGAGGAAGACCUUGAGCAUGGAGUCCAGGAUGUGGCCUGCGCUGCUGCUGUCCCACCUCCUCCCUCUCUGGCCACUGCUGUUGCUGCCCUUCCCACCACCUGCUCAAGGCUCCUCCUCCUCCCCUCGAACCCCACCAGCCCCAGCACGUCCCCCAUGCGCCCGGGGAGGUCCCUCAGCCCCACGCCAUGUCUGUGUGUGGGAGCGGGCACCCCCACCAAGCCGAUCCCCUCGGGUUCCAAGAUCCAGGCGGCAAGUCCUGCCAGGCACCGCGCCCCCUGCCACCCCAUCAGGCUUUGAAGAGGGGCCACCCUCAUCCCAGUAUCCCUGGGCUAUUGUAUGGGGCCCUACAGUGUCUCGAGAGGAUGGGGGGGAUCCCAACUCUGCCAAUCCUGGAUUUCUGCCCCUGGACUAUGGUUUUGCAGCCCCCCAUGGGCUGGCUACCCCACACCCCAACUCAGACUCCAUGCGGGGUGAUGGAGAUGGGAUCAUCCUUAGAGAAGCACCUGCCACACUGCGGCCAUUCUUGUUCGGGGGUCGUGGGGAAGGUGUGGACCCCCAGCUCUAUGUCACAAUUACCAUCUCCAUCAUCAUUGUUCUCGUGGCCACUGGCAUCAUCUUCAAGUUCUGCUGGGACCGCAGCCAGAAGCGGCGCAGGCCCUCAGGACAGCAAGGUGCCCUGAGGCAGGAGGAGAGCCAGCAGCCGCUGACAGACCUGUCCCCAGCCGGGGUCACUGUGCUGGGGGCCUUCGGGGAUUCGCCAACCCCCACCCCUGACCACGAGGAGCCCCGAGGGGGACCCCGGCUUGGGCCUGGGAUGCCCCAGCCCAAAGGGGCUCCAGCCUUCCAGUUGAACCGGAUUCCCCUGGUGAAUCUGUGAUGCCCAUCAAUGUUGGGGUGCCACCAAGCAGGAGGCCAAGGGGCCGGCAUAGCCACCAUCCCACUGAGGGUAGGGCAGCUGUGGGAGCUGGGGCUGCAGGUGCUCCUGGCUUCUGCCCUGGCACACCACCCUGGAACACUCACUGGCCCUAUAGGCAAUCCUAUCUGCUCACCCUCCUUUAAGUGGGGCCUCUGGUUUCUGGUGCCCCAUCCCCAUCCUUGCACACUCACAUGAAAGCCUUGCACACUCACCUCCACCCUCACGGGCCAUUGCACACACUCAUGCUCUUGUGCAGCCAGCCUUCUGCACCCUCUCCCCAUCCACCUCUCUCCCCUCUGCUGACCCCCCACAUUCUCUCUUUUGUUUCUCAUUUUUCAUUUUCUCUUCCCACAUUUCAUGCUCAUCUCAGUCACUCAGUGGUCAGUGGCUGACUUUACCAUUCCUCUCACAUGCAUUUCCUGGCCCCAUGUUGUGUUGUGUGUUGUGCUUACAUUCUCCCUCAUGAACACCCACUGAUCUAUUUUCUGUGGCUCCUGCAUGCUGCCCCAGAGGUGGGUGGGAGGUGAGCUGGGGGCUCCUUGUGCCCCCCAUCUGUCAUGGCCCAUCCUGUUCCCUGUCAUGUGUUUCACUGUCUCCCUCAUUCCACUCCAUGGGUGAUCUCAUACCCUGAGGGCUCCCAUAAGGAUGAGGGUAGUGAGGCCCCACACUUCUCCCCCACCCCACUGCUAAGUUCUGUUGUCUGGGAGAUGGGUUUUGGGGAGUCACCUGCUGCACUACCCACGAAAGGGGCUCCCAUUUGCCCUGCCCUUCCUCCUAAGUCCCUUUUGUCUUAUCUGUCCUGGCUGUCUCUGUGUGUGUCCCUCUCUGGAAUUCAGAGCCCCCUGAGCCAGUCCUCUACUUCCCAGCCUCUCUAAGGGCCUCCCUAAUUCCACUGAGGCUGCCAGGGAAUGGAGCCAGCUGAUUCAAGGCCAUUGGGAGCUCUACCUCCCAAUUUAUCCCUCCCCUUCUUGGGCUCCCUAACAUCACUCCUUCCUUCCCUCCUUUGUUCUUCCACUCUCCCUCCUUUUGUCCCCCUGCCCCCAGGUUUCUCCCUACUUCUCAUAAUUUUUCCCACCUUCCUUCUUUCUCUCUUACCUGGCUCCUAUGCUGUGAUAUAUAUUUUUGUAUUAUCUCUUUCUUCUUGUGGUGAUAAUCUUGAAUUCUUGUGGGAUGUAAGUUUCAAAAUUUUCAAAUAAAGCCUUUGCAAGAUACCUGAGUUCCCUGAUUCUGUCUUAUGAGCCCUGUAGAGUGGACGGGAGGAGAGGUGAUGGGCGGCCAAGAGGGAGAAAGAGGAUGAACCCGGGAACCCCUCCAGCCCAAUGUGACCGGCCUACUCUGACCUGGAGUUGGGAUUCAAGGGCUUUAACUUAGGACUAGCUGGAAGGAAGAGAAACUAAGGGAGCAGACAGAGCAAGAGAAACUGGAAGAAUGGCUUGCCUGUCACUUGCCAGUGCAGGUCAAGAGAGACCAUGUGAAAGGAGACAAAGUAAGGGCAAAUUACAUAGAAGGACAGGCAAUGGAGAAGCAAGAAAAUGAAGAAGAGAGAGCUGAUAAUACAGAGAGAGGGUGAAAGGUGAAAGAAGAGAAAAAUGAGAAAUGGGAAAGAGGCUGCCCUGCUUGGUUUAUUUUCAGCCAUGCUCCCUAACCUGCCCCCCAAAGCUGUGUAGCAUUAGAAGCCCUGUAGUUAACGCAUUAGCUUUCCCCACUCUGCUUUCUCUGAUAGGGUGUGGAGGUGGAAUCAAGGGGUGUGUUUGAGGGAGGGGAUCCAAGCUGCCCAGCUGGGAUCAGUCACCUCUGAGCCCCCAAUUCUAGGUUUGGCUCUUAUAACAACCCUGCAAAAGCCCACACACACAUCAGCCUCUCAGCUGUUGCUAGGCUCCGUUGCCAUGGUAACCACCCAGGUCCCAUUUCUCUCCCCACCCCCAUC